Molecule: messenger RNA, 1123 nt
Organism: Colletes gigas
Lineage: Eukaryota; Metazoa; Arthropoda; Insecta; Hymenoptera; Colletidae
Product: protein lethal(2)essential for life-like
Exons: 2
Coding region: 180-701 (173 amino acids)
Biological process (GO): protein refolding; response to heat
Molecular function (GO): protein folding chaperone
Source: RefSeq, a predicted model, not a curated record
ACAGUACUGCGCAGUCAGUUAGAAACUGCAAUUCGAAGCGACAAGUUCGUGUAAAUUUCCGAUCGAAUAUCGAACGAAACCUCAUCCGAAGUAAAAGUAAUUCCAAUUACUUCUUAUCCUUCGUGAGUGAUUCGUGUAACGAAGCAAACGUUGUUUAACGAAAGAUCCAUCACGACAUAAUGGCACUGGUAUCGAGAGAUUACUUCCGCAGCUUGUGGGACGACAUAGACAGAUAUCACCGAAAUCUCGAGGACCAUUUCAAACGGCUAACUACUAGCGAUGACAUAUGGCAGCCACCACCGAUCCCGUCGUUGGGUGCAAUGGCCCGUCCAUUCAAUAAUAUGAUAAACCAAUUGGAACAACAGGCGGGUGGCUCGACGACGAUCGAACGAGACCAAAACAAGUACCAAGUGAUCGUCGACGUGCAACAGUUCGCGCCGGAGGAGAUCACCGUCAGAACGGACGACAAAUUUAUCACCAUCGAGGGCAAACACGAGGAGAAGAAGGACCAACACGGAUACGUUUCCAGGCAAUUCGUGCGGCGAUACAUGCUGCCGCAGGGUUACGACAUUGGCCACGUGAGACCUAGAUUGUCCUCCGACGGUAUCCUUACCAUCACUGCACCGAGACUCGCCAUGCCAGCACCUGGAGAAAGAAUAAUACCAAUUGAGCAGAGCAACACCCCAGCGAUCAGAGCUUAAAAUCCUUGGUCGCUAUAUACGUGAACAUAUCACAGCAUCGAUUGGGUUUUAAUCGUUUUAAAUUUUCUUCUUUGAUAUCAUGCGUUAUAUUUAGCUGUUGUUACGUACAAUUAACGACACGAUUACGUUAGGUAUCCAAGGUUCCGAUUAUCGCAAACAUCCAAAGAGAUUCGAGUCGUUUAAACUUGAGAUAGUGAUAUUAAUCUAUACGCAUAUACGUCGCACGAUUAAUCGCGACGUUGUAACGAAAGUCUGAAACACUGUAUUACUUUACUUUCUACUCUCGAAACCGCCAUACUUAACUGUAUAUUAAAAACACGAAUAUAGUUGGUAUUGAUAUUUAGCACUUUCGUUAUAUAUAUAUAUAUAUAUAUACCUAUACUUAAUUAUAAUUAUAGAGAUCGAAUAAUUAUAAUUCAGUG